AUGCACCACACGCUGCGGAAAAUCUUCGACCGCCAAACAUGCGAUAAAAUAGAGAGCAUGAAGAUCCUCCUAGUGGGGGCGGGAGGAAUAGGAAGUGAAUUCUUAAAAAAUAUAAUCACCAUAGGAUGUAGAAAUAUUGACAUUGUGGACAUUGAUACAAUUGACAUCACAAAUUUGAAUAGACAAUUCUUGUUUAAAAAGGAAGACGUGAAAAAGCACAAGUCCUUUGUGGCCAAAGAGAGAGCCCUAAAACACAACAAAGGUCUAAACAUUAACGCCUACACAUUUGAUGUGUGCACCAUGAAGAGCAGUGACAUCGCAAAGUACGAUUAUGUUGUCAACGCCCUAGAUAAUAUUAAGGCCAGAAAAUAUGUAAACAAAUUAUGCAUAAUGGAGAAAAAAGUUUUAAUUGAAGCAGGGAGCACCGGGUAUAAUGGGCAGGUGUAUCCUAUUCUUGCAAAUGAAACAAAGUGUUACAACUGUGAAGAGAAACCCAAAAAUAAAACAUAUGCCAUUUGUACACUUAGGCAAACUCCGUCCUUACCUGAACAUUGCGUAGCAUGGGGGAGACUCAUUUUUGAAACAUUUUUUUGCAAAAGUGAUAAUGAGACUUUGAUUGACAUUAAGAAUCAUGUUGAAGAAGAAUCAAAGAAGAGAAAUAUGGACCAGUAUGAAAUCAUCACCUUCAUUUUUAACUACCUCUUUUACGAUACCAUUAAGGAGCUCGCCGCACUUAAGAAGGACUACGUCACGGAGCCCAUCCCCAUACAGUUCAAGGGGAAUACAAAGAAGGAAGACAAAUGUGGUGAGACAGAAAAGGAGGGAGGUCGUGGUAUCUCCCCUCCUCAUGCGGGCGAGCAGAACGAAGUACAUAAGAACAAAGACACAGAACCAACUUCCAUCACCCUAUGCUCUCAAAACAUAUGGACACAAGAUGAGUGCAUCAAAAUGUACACAGAGACAUUCGAAAAGUUGUAUAGCUAUUUAAACAUAAACAAACAAACGGAGGAGUACCUGGUGUUUGACAAGGACGACGAUGACUGCAUCAAUUUCAUAACAGCCAUUUCGAAUUUACGAAUGAUGAAUUUUUCCAUUAAGCAGAAAAGUAAAUUUGAUGUGCAGUCUAUUGCGGGGAAUAUCAUUCCUGCCAUUUCUUCUACCAACGCGAUUGUCGCCUCACUGCAGGCCGCGCAACUCAUUCACGUUAUUGAGCACCUAGAACGUAUGAAGGGGUCCGACAAAGUGGACGCAAAAAACAGUUUAAGGGACAGCAAGGCAAAGCACGUGUGGGUCAAAAGUAUCGUCAGCGGAAACAAAAUGUUUUCACGGGGAAACAUUGUGAACGCCGAAAAAUUGGAGCCUCCCAAUCCCAACUGUUACAUAUGCCAACAGCCCACGAUAGAUAUUUAUAUAAAAAGUUUUAGCGAAAUGACGCUGUACGAUUUUGUAAAAAAUGUGUGCACAAAUGAGUUGGCCUUCUUGUACCCAUUUCUCGACAAACAGGAUAGAAACAUCUUCGACUAUGACUCCUUUUUGGAGGAGGACGAGGAGUACAUAAAGGGCUUACACACCUCACUUAGUGAGUGGGACAUAAAAAAUGAUGAGAUUCUUAUUUUGACGGACUUUCAAAAUGAUAAGGACCAACUGGAGAUUCACCUGAAGGAGGACCCUACCCUACAGACACCCUACGACAUAAAGCAAAAAGUUGUCAAGACUAGGAAAGCGGAGGACCUGCGUGGAACGGACGCGCCACUCCCCAGCACAAAAAAAAGGAAACACGUAAACCAGGAGGAAGAGCCUCUGAACGAUAAAAAGAAGGCGCGCACCCAGAAUAAGGUAGAAGAAAUCGUCAUCGAUGACGAAGAAUGUGUGAAAGAUAAUUUGGUGCUAAUCGAUUGA
Molecule: messenger RNA, 1899 nt
Organism: Plasmodium fragile
Lineage: Eukaryota; Apicomplexa; Aconoidasida; Haemosporida; Plasmodiidae
Exons: 2
Coding region: 1-1899 (632 amino acids)
Biological process (GO): protein sumoylation
Cellular component (GO): cytoplasm; SUMO activating enzyme complex
Molecular function (GO): SUMO activating enzyme activity
Source: RefSeq, a predicted model, not a curated record